AUGUCGGCCCACGAGCAAAUGAGGGCAAUGCUAGAUCAAUUAAUGGGAACUGCCCGUAACGGUGAAACAGAUAGGCACGGAGUGAAAUUUUAUGAUGAUUCGGUUUGCAAAUCGUUUUUACUGCAAUGCUGUCCCCACGAAAUCUUAUCAUCUACGCGAAUGGAUCUAGGUGAGUGUCCUAAAAUUCAUGAUCUGGCUCUGCGCGCGGACUAUGAACUGGCGUCAAAAAGUAAAGAUUAUUUCUAUGACAUUGAUGCUACGGAACAUUUAGAAGCUUUCAUAGCUGAUUGUGAUCGUCGUACUACUUCCGCUAAGCAACGCCUGGCUGAGACUCAAGAGGAAUUAUCAGCUGAGGUUACCGAGAAAGCUAAUGCUGUACAUGAACUGGCUGAACAGAUCGGACAGAAAUUAGCUCGAGCUGAGGCACUGGGGGAAGAGGGGAUGGUUGAAGAGAGUGUUAAACUUAUGGGAGAGAUUGACGAGCUCCGUAAGAAGAAAGCAAUAGCCGAACAGGAAUAUCGCAACUCAAUGCCGGCCUCCUCUUACCAACAACAGAAGCUGAGAGUGUGUGAAGUUUGCUCCGCUUACCUUGGCAUACACGACAAUGAUAGACGACUAGCUGAUCACUUCGGUGGGAAACUACAUCUGGGAUUCAUUACCAUCAGGGAGAAACUGUACGAACUGAAGAAAACGGUUGAUAAGCGUCGUGAAGAACGUGGUGCUAGCGAACGCGAGCGGAGUAGCGGGCGGAGGCAUUACGUUGGUGGUCGGGAGUUGGACAGACGAGCGAGGAGACAUCGAGAGACAGCGAGAGAUAGAGAUAGGGGGAAAGAGAGGGAGAGAGAGAGAGAUAGAGAUAGAUCUGAAAGACCUGAUAGGACAGAACGAUCGGAGCGACCGGAACGACCGGACCGCGCGGAACGAGAGAAGAGACGCAGUCGUUCCCGUAGUCGUAAGCGUGAAGUGUCCCGUGAGCGACGUGACCGGGAGAGAGACGCUCGCCGCAGCCGUUCGUACCGAUCUACUUCACGUGAACGACGAAGAGAUUGA
Danaus chrysippus (African queen) is the source of this 1050-nucleotide messenger RNA. The record is from the annotation of a GenBank genome assembly. Lineage: Eukaryota; Metazoa; Arthropoda; Insecta; Lepidoptera; Nymphalidae.